Messenger RNA from Diaporthe amygdali, 1788 nucleotides. RefSeq lists its product as uncharacterized. The record is from RefSeq and is a predicted model, not a curated record. The transcript is spliced from 5 exons. Lineage: Eukaryota; Fungi; Ascomycota; Sordariomycetes; Diaporthales; Diaporthaceae. The coding region runs from base 1 to 1788 and encodes 595 amino acids.
AUGCGGCGCUCAUCAACAGGCUCGCCAACACCGAUCAGGCCACUGUCAAUAGACUCGCUAUGCAUCGCUGACAAUGAAAUCUCCUCUGUGGCUAUGAGACAGGAGCUUUCGCCACCGCUUUCACCACCUGCUAUUGUCGACUCUCUGCAUGACGACUCAGCGAGGGAUUCAGUCGCGACUCCACUAGCCUCUGACUACAACACUAUGUUGGGGCCAAAGCGAACGGAAUCUCCAGCACAGCAAUCCAGCCCGGCUGAUCCGAACGCGCUUUGCUUGCGUUAUAGCCAUAACGAUUCUGUCAACCCGAUUAGAUGGCACCUGGCUCUCAAAAUGGACAUUCUUCCUGCAGCCAAGUACGACUUUCUCAAUUCUUAUCACAGCAGCCAAAAGCUCUAUGAUGGUAGCUGUGGCAGAGCUAGUCGUGGCCCUAUGGGGUCGCUCAGUCUUUUCUAUCUCUGGAAGCCCCAGUCAAGGAUCCUACCACCAAUGGUCUAUGCGGCGUCUUUGAUCACAAUUGCCGCCCUGGCCAUGGGCCCUUUCACCCAGCAAGUCAUCAUGAUCCAAGCAGACAACUUGGUAAUACAGGAAGGUAUCAACUCUACUAUUGCUGUUUCUAACUACUACAACCAUGAUCCGACAAACAAUGAAGUCGGAAUGUCAUUGACUGAGACUGGAGGCUUCGAAAUGGGGGGCAAUUCGUUUGGGACUGAUGUGGAACCAGACGUUCAAGGGUCUUUCUAUAACGGCUGUUAUAAUCUGGGAAAGUCCUCUCUCGACUUUAGCUGCCCUUCGAGCAACUGCUCCUGGGACGCCUUCAAUUCUCUGGGUCUUUGCAGUACUUGCCAAGACGUUUCUGAAACCACCCAGAUAGUUGGAUCUCUGAGUUCCGCGGUGAGUGUGCUGACGCCUCAAGGCUGGUUCGUCAAUAGCAUCAACGCUUGGGAUCGGGUGGUAGCCAUCGCAAAUGAGACUUUUGUCCAUUGGAUGUUGGAGGCCUUUCCGGGGGCUCAGAAGUUUGACACUUUGUCAGCAUCGUCGACGUUGGAGAACUUGCCAGCAAGCCUCGUGUCAAUGAUUUUCCUGCAAAUUUCCAACAUCACUGUUAUAAACGGGAAACUUCAAGAACAUUACUCAAUCCAGGAAUUGCCGCUCUGGCCUGUUGCUGGCCAGGACUUCGGCGGCCUCGCCAGAGGGCAAAGGGCCUAUAAUUGGGAGUUGUUGUUAACACCAAAUACCGACCGUAGUAAUACCUCCUCUCCUUGGUCGCCUUUCGAUCACGGCGGACUCAAUGUCAGCAUUUACGAACACACCGCCCUGUCAUCCUUCUUGGUUGACAAAUUUAAUACCAGUGGACCAGAGAGCGAAUCGAAGGCCACACUUUUUGGAAACGGGCAGAACGUAACGUCCACUAUUAGGAACAUCACCGACAGUAUGACGAACGCGAUAGUUAGGUCGAGUUCCAAACUACCGGCCCUCGGUAUUGUAUGGCAUCAAGAGCCCGUUAUUCAUGUUCAAUGGGCGUGGUUAGCCCUGCCGCUGGUUUUGGUUCUGCUCAGUGCCAUUCUGCUAGCAUCGACGGUAGUGGCGACAAAGCGCUUUCAUGCCCCACAGUGGAAAUCAUCUCCGCUGCCCCUCUUGUAUCACGGCAUCCGAAACUGGGACGACGAUGAAGAGCAAGACUUAGUGGAGGGAAGACUAGAGAGAGUGCAUGUAAUGGAGGAUAGGGCGCGCUCAAAGCAAGUGCGGAUUUUCACCACUUCGAAAGGCGGCAGGUGGUUGACAGUUUAG